Racocetra persica is the source of this 2046-nucleotide messenger RNA. Lineage: Eukaryota; Fungi; Glomeromycota; Glomeromycetes; Diversisporales; Gigasporaceae. The record is from the annotation of a GenBank genome assembly.
AUGGAUUCAGAAACAUAUAUAGCAAAAACUUCUGUCUUAACACCUCAUAAAAUAUCUUUGCUUGUGCUACUUUCUAUAUACUUUGAGACUGCUAUUGAAGAUGAUUUAUUAGAAACACUCUUGUUCUUCUUGAUAGAAAAAAUAUCAAACGAACAUCGUUUUCCUGAACCAACAUUACAAGAAUUUUGUGAUGAAAUUCACCAAAGGACGUGCCCAUUGCCAAAAGUUUGCACCGAAAUUCAACGGGAAUGUGAAUCGUCAUUAGAACGAGCUUUGCUUACGCAUCUAAAGUCAAUGGAUUCCCCUCACGAUUUAAUUGAACUGAUAAAAGAUUCUAAAAAACUGACAACAAAUGAAGAAAGUGAUUCUACUCCAAUUCCUCUUGGAAAAUAUAGUAUAUUGGGAAUUUUCGUUCGGCGUUGUUAUAUUGAAAGCGAAAGGUUGAUGUUUGAUGAUAUUAGCAGGCUAUACAAUGCAUUUGUUAAAUAUAAGACGGACAAAACUGUGCUGUUCUCAAAAAAAGGAAAAGAAAACAUGGAUCUUUGCUAUAAGUCGGGAGAGUUUUCUUCUGUUCUUUCAGAGGUCACACAUCGCUAUCAUAUGUGCAAACAAGAUCUUAUAGCCAAGUGUGAUGCAGAAUCCUUUUCACAUUACAUAAUCACUCAGCUUCGCAAAUAUGGUGGUAUCUUACCUCCUGAACUUGAAAGCAAACUUCGGGGCGCGCUGACGAAUUUUUACAAAUAUUCAAAUUUUUGCCCAGAAGACGUAGAAAACCGGUGGGAAUUGGUAUCAGUACGUUUUAUUGAAUCUGGUGGUCCUUCAUGCAAAAUUCGGACACAAGGAGCAGGCAUUAUUGCAAUAGAAAUGGCUCGAGAGAAUAAUGACCAAGAGUGCCUUCGUUUUGCAUUGAGGCAAAUAUUCUUUCUUAUUGCGUUUACUUCAAAUUAUGACUCAAUGAUAAUUAAAAUGCUUGAUUCACUCAUUAGCAAAGCCAAGCAAUCCAACUUCAUUUAUCUGCAAUCUCUUGGGGAACUUGGGAACUCUCAACGUCAGAUUCAACAGGGCGCGUCACCAACGGAGGUUUUUGAAUCUUUACUUCGAAGUUCUAUUUUGAAUAUGAAUUGCCCAUUCAAGACCAUGCGCUUUCAAGGGCAACUAUUAAAUGCAAGUGUAUGGCAAAUUUAUGGCAAUGUUGCACUAUCUGCCUUGUACUCAUCAGAGGUUAUUGAUCAUUCUGACACUAGUCCAGAAGAUCUUGUAACUGCCUAUUGCCAGAUGGCGGAUCUCCAUGUUUCAUAUGGUAAUUAUGAACAAGCUCUUAAAUUGCUUGAAGAAUCUAAAGAAAAAUUCCUUGGAAUACGUAGAGCAGCUUUACAAUGGGUUGUUUGCUUAGAAAAAGUCUUAUAUCAGAAGUGCUUUGCAAGAGAUGAACGUGCAAGUAUUGAAGCACUAGAGGUGCAACUUCGUGGAAGUUGUCAGGAUGACGAGGUUUUGCAAGAUGACUUUAAUUAUAAUCGAGCUUUAUAUCUGGCAAGGAUUGAUCGACCGGAUGAAGCAAUGGAUCUUUUACAUGAACUUAUACAAAAAAGCUCCAGAUUAGGUUCUCAAAAUCAGAUGCUAGUUGCCAAUUAUUAUCUUAAACUUGCUGAAAUCCGUAUAGAAACUGAAGAUCCAACUUCAGCAUUACCUUAUGUUUUAAGUGCCUUAUGUAUAAGUGAACGAUUUCAUCAUCAAAGUUGUUAUUUCAUGGCAAAGAUACGGCUUGCGCAGAUAUUGCUUCACUUUAACCUGGCAACAAGAGCAAAAAUCAUGAUUGAAAACAUCAUGCCUGUUAUUUUGGCAGAACACACCUUGCGCAUGCAGUCAGUCGGUCAUUUUAUUUACGCUCAAUGCCUUCUUGGAUGCAUUACUCGAGAUAUAAGAGCUCAACGCGAACAAUCAAUACCAUGGGAUGAUGUUUUAAUUCCUCUUCGCCGUGCACAAGCAGGCAGGUAUCAUUAUGUUCUGCCAAUUAUUCGUAAAUAUGGCAAUCCAUAUCUGAAUUGA